Messenger RNA from Funneliformis mosseae, 184 nucleotides. Lineage: Eukaryota; Fungi; Glomeromycota; Glomeromycetes; Glomerales; Glomeraceae. The record is from the annotation of a GenBank genome assembly.
GCUUGUUUAUAACAUGGUGGUUGCAAAUUUCAACCAUGGUCAUUUAUCAACUUGUCAAUUUUGGUUUCGAUCUCUUCUUAAACUUAAGAUUUCACAUACUCUUGAAUGGAGUUUCAUGAAGGACUGUCCAUAUGAAGUGCUUGACCAUGCUAUUACACAUGCAAUUCAAGCUCGAAAUGAAGUU